Messenger RNA from Schistosoma rodhaini, 2090 nucleotides. Lineage: Eukaryota; Metazoa; Platyhelminthes; Trematoda; Strigeidida; Schistosomatidae. The record is from the annotation of a GenBank genome assembly.
GUGACUUAUUAUUUGCUAAAAUGGAAGAUGACUGAGUUGAAUUUCAUUCCUUACCAACUGUGGUCAUCUGGAAUCCAUCGGUACACCCUUGAACGUUAUACUGAUGCACAUUUGUUUGAUUGUACCAGUGUACUGUGAAGGUCUGCAAUCAGCUGUUAAUUUUAUAGUCAUUUUAGUAUUAAGAUGCCUUUUCUUAGUCCAGACUGGAGAUGUCCUGGAGGUCAGUGGCUAAAGACAAACGAAAGCGGCAGCAUGUGGGAAAAUGCCAAAAUUUAUCGGCUCAGAAUGUUUGAAACCAUCAAUGAGAAUGUUGUAAAGCGAUUGUGUCGGCAAACACUAGAAGAUGAAAUGAAGUCAACGCCGUAUGUUAGUGAAUACCUCAAAGCCGUUUUUUACCAACCAUAUAUACACCUUCAAGCAGGGACUACUCGUGAGAUCGCUACAACAACAACCAUUAGUGAAGCUCUCCUAAAGCUUGAUACCAAAGCUGCUCUAAGAGAUAUAAGAAGAUUUGAUUAUAUAUGCAAAAUAAUUGAGCUUCUUAUUUCAGAACACUUUCACAGGUUAGCUGGAAGGUUACAGCUCUUCUUAAUUGAACUUCUGAAAGAGGUGCUCAAACAAGUCCAAGCUAGUUGCAACCAGACAGAACGUUUUCGAAAGCUUUUGGAUGCAUUACGAGAAAAUCUAGAGAAAAAUGAAUAUGAUCAUAUUGGAAGUGCCUUACUUUGGCAGAAUCAUAAAAAGGCCUUAGAUGAGAUGUAUAUUCGUAUUGAUGAAUUUGAUAUCGAAAAAAAAAUCCAAUCAUUUACAACCUGUCCGCAUUACAAGCUCAGGCCCUUGAGUGUACGUGAAAACUCUUCAGAUGAAGGUAUAAAACUGGAAAGACUUCCAUCUGAAUGUUUAACUCAUGUCCUGACCUAUAUAAACUCUCCUCAGGAUCUUGAAACGGCAUCUUUGGCUUCAAGUGCAUUAGCCAGUGUAGUUUCAGAUAAACACUUUUGGAGAACUUUAACACUAACACACUUUGAUAUAAGUCAGAUACCAACCGUUAAUUAUGGUCUUCCUGGGUGGCAUACUCGAUCUCCGGCAUCAAUUGAUGAUUGUGAUUGGAAACGAGCCUAUGUCAGACUGCUCAAAAUAUACGGAGACAAUCAUAUUUAUCCAGCCAAGCUAGCUGUCUGCGAAGUUUGCUUCUGUUUGUUUUGGCCGAUAUUUGGACAUCCUUGUCAUUAUCCUAAUAAAGAACAACGUAUUCGUCUACUUACUCCAUAUGAAUUUAUUGCGCUCUUCCAAAUCUGAUCCAGAUCUGUUCAUUAUAAUCAUAUUUUAAAACAUUAGAGUGCCUUCAGUUUAUUUUCAUUAGUCAUAAAAAAUUUUUAUGACAAUGAUCUAGUAUUUCUUUUUUUUUUAUAAUUUAAACUUUGUAUUUAUUCUCAUUUUCAUCAAAUAACUAAAACAAGAAUAAACAAACAAAAGAAAAUGCAUUUACUCAUAUAAUGUGCAAUUUGACUACUUUCAAUUCAUUAUUGUUUUUAUUUAUUUGAUCCUUCUUAAACAAAAAAAGAUCUUAACUUUUACUCAUCAUAAUCUUAUGGGAAAUAUGAUCAUUUUUCUGGGUUUUUUUUAUGGAUCUAUCCUGAUUUUAUUUCCGGUUUAUGUGGGGACUUGUUAACCUCUUUUCUUUCCUUUUUUUAUAAAAAAAGAACACCCCUUUCAAUAAAUUAUAUAUCUUCAUGUGAGUAUGAGCAUGUCAAUACAUAUAUAUAUUCUUAUAUAUUUACAUCAAACUGUGAUCGGCCAAAAAAAGAAAAAAAAUAUACUGUAAAAAAACUUCUUUUUGCGCCAGUUGACCACUGAAGUUUGUUUCUAUUUACUUAUUGAUUUUGUUUGUUUAUUUAUCUAAUUUAUUUUUCUUCUGUUUAUGUUGUCGCAAGAUUUAUUUUUUUGUUUUGUUUUUAUCAUAUCAGGAAGUAAAAAAAGAGGGCUUGUUUUUAGUCCCAUUUAUUAUUUCCUUAAACAUAUACAUAAAUAUUGAUUUAUUGUUUCGUUUAACAAAGCAGUCAUAUAAAUAUACAUCUCUAUAAAUUUGC